UGAUACUAAUGAAGCCAUACCAGUUUUGGAAAGGUUAAAUCCCUCAGUCCGAGGAUGAGGGUUCCUCCAAACCCCUAAAGAUAAGUAAUCUUGCCAAUGUCUAUUCUUAGUAAAAAUGAAGAGUGGGAGACAACAUGAAUGAGUCAAUAGCAACACUUAGCAUUCCUGUCUUUUCUAUCUAUUUUAUUCUUGUAUCUACAACACUCUCAGAAUUAGACUAUUAGCUCUACCAGUUGUCUACAUGGUUGAAUCUAUGGGAAAGUGCUGUAUUGAUGGCAGGAUCAGGCUUUCCUAGACUCUUCUGUUAGGACUGGGAACAAAUUUUCCCAUCAAAAACAAUGAUUAAAAUGCAAUUUGGCCCACUUUAGCUACAUUGUGGAUUAACCAAGCUACUCUGUAGGGUGACCUAGAUGUUUAGUAUUAAUAAUAUUACUGUAUGUUGCAAGUUGUAACCAAUUGACUUACCUACGAAUAGAUUUUUAGAACAUAUCCCAUUCAGUUGUUGGAGAGUGCUUUUUUUUUUCUUAAGAUUUUAUUUAUUAAUUUGAGAGAGCAAGCAAGGAGAGGAGCAGAGAGAGAGGGACAAGCAGACUCCACACCAAGCACAGAACCCCACAAUGGGGCUCAAUCUCACGACCUUGAGAUCAUGACCUGAGCUUAAAUCAAGAGUCCAGCGCUUAACCGACUGAGCCACCCAGGCACCCUGAGACUGCUUUUGUUCUAAGAAAAUGUUUAGAGCUCAUAGACCACAAAGAUAUUUCUUUGGUACUUAGGACAUGAACAUAGAUUUAGCUUCAAGGGAGGAACAUAGUUACAUUGUAGACAUGUAGUUUGAACCAGAAUAUGUGUUCUAGAUCAGUAAUUAUCAAAUCUGUGCCUAUAAAUUAACUGGAGAUGUUAUUAAAACGCAGAUUCUGAUUCAGUAAGUUGGGUAGGACCUGAGGUUCUGCAUUUCCAACAAGUUUGCCGAUAUUGAUGAUAACACCAGUCUACAGACCACUUGGGAUUGCAAGAUUCUAGAAUCUUUUAUAAAAAAUUUAGUAUAGUCUCCAGGUCUGCUCAAAUAAACUCUUUGGGAAAAAAAAAAAAAAAAAAAAAAUUAGUAUAUGAACCUUUCAAAGUCAUUGAUCAUCUUUCAAAGUAUCUGAUUUCUGUAAUUUAAAUAAAAGAAUGCAGAGGUGGCAUUUUGGGGAAUAUGUUACAUCCAGAGGCCACGGAAAUCAAAUAUAUUUAUUAAAUCAACAGGUUCAGGAAAAUAAGCACAUUCCAUAUGUAGUAAAUUUUACUAAACUCAAAACAGUGAAGCCUGAACUGAAAUUUCUAUCUCAUGACUGAGUGAUGAUUAUGGUCCACUGUGCCUUUUUGCUUUAUUAUUUAAAAUUCUGUUUCUGGGAGGCUCAGUCAGUUAAGUGUCCGAUUCUUGAUUUUGGCUCAGGUCAUGAUCUCAGUAUUGUGAGAUUGAGCCCCACGUCCGGCUCCAUACUGGACAUGGAGCCUGCUUAAGAUUUUCUCCCUCUCCCUCUGCCUAUCUCUCUCUCUCUCCCCCUCUCAAAAAAAAAAAAAAAAAUUCUGUUCAAAGUUAAGAAAGAAGUAUAGCUAUUGUUUUUAAAAAGUACCCUAGAAAAUAGAGAAAAAUACAGAAAGCAAAAACUGUCCAUAAUUCCUCAAUGCAGAAAAUACAGUUAAUAUUUGAUGCAUUUCAUUUAUAUUUUACCUAACAAGAUUAUACUAGCAUUCAACUUUAUUUCCUGAUUUUUAUGGUCACUGUAUCAUAAAAUUUUCCCUUUAUUUAAUUUUUUUUUUUUUUUUUUUUAGUGCAAGCCAAUGGCUGUGUUAAUAUUCAACAAAUAGAUAUCAUAAUUUAACCAUUAUACUAUUAGGCAAAACAUUUCAUUCUAUUUCUUCUUUUUGGUCUUUCUUAAUACUGUGAUAAGCAAUGCUAAUAUGAACAUCUUUGUACUUAAUUGUGACAGCAUCUAUCCUCAAGAGUGAUUCCUGAAAUAGGAAAUAUUGUAUUGGAAUUUAUCCAUAUUUUAAUAGUUGAAUUUUUUUCCAGAAGGUUAGGCAAAGUUAUGCUUCAAUUAAAAGCUAGAGUGCUCAUUUCAUGACAGUCUUUCCAGCUUGAAGUGUUAUUUAUAAAAAGUUUUUGCAAAUUUUAAACAAGCAGUUUAUUUUAUAUUUCUUAACUGCCAGGGAGGCUGAAAAUAAUUUAGUAAUUUAAUAUUAUUCAUUGUGUUUCCACUUGGUAAACUUAUCUGCUAUUAUUUUUGUGUACUUCUCCCUUGGAGUCUUAGCAUUUUUUUCUUAUUUGUGUGUAGAAGUUCUUUAUAUAAUAAGCAUAAUAAUCCUUUAUCAGACUUACAGCAGUACUAUUCCUAGUUUAUUAUUUAAAAUCCAUUUAACAUAGUGCAUUAUUAUUUCAUAGGUAGAAUUUAGUGGUUCAUUAGUUGCAUAUUAUUUUUUAUUUUUAUGAAUUUUGGUCAUGUUAGUAUGUUCAUUUUUAUGGUGAAAUCUAUUAACCAAUCCUCUUUUUUUUUUGUUUUGUUUUAAAGAUUUUAUUUAUUUAUUUGAGACAGAGAGAAUGAGAGAGAGAGAGCACAUGAGAGGGGGGAGGGUCAGAGGGAGAAGCAGACUCCCUGCCGAGCAGGGAGCCCGAUGCGGGACUCGAUCCGGGGACUCCAGGAUCAUGACCUGAGCCGAAAGCAGUCGCUUAACCAACUGAGCCACCCAGGCGCCCCCAAUCCUCUUUUUUAUUUCUUACAUUGCCUUAAUGCUUAGAAAAAUCCUUCUCCUUUAGCUUAAGUUUUGUUCCUCUUGUGCAGUUUUAUUUUUACUUUUAAUUCUUAAAUCCAGAAGCCGUUUUAGUGUGUUAUGUGAGGUGAUGAUCUGAUAGGUUUUUUCAAAUAUCAAAAUGUUCUCAACAUUACUUAAUGAAUAAUCUGUCUCUCCCAUUGGUUUUUGAUACUUCUUUGAAAAUAUAUUGAGUUCCUGGGCCUCCUGGGCCUGCUUCUGGGCCAGCUGUUCUGUUCUGUUGAUUGGUGUGUCUAUUCUUUUGCCACUACCACACUACUUUUAGUAGUGCUUUUAAAAUAAAGCAAAUAAAUAAAUAAAGUAGUAGCAUUGUGUAGAAGUAGCUCUUUCCUACUGAAAUAAUUUUUUUUUUGAUGGCAUAAGUGAAUAAAGAAAACUCUAUGGAUGAGCAUGGAAUCCAGCAGUUUUAGGGGAGUAAAGAAAAAAGGUUACAUGCUUACUGAUGGUUAAAACAAAGGAAAGGGGAAGUGAAGAAGCAAUAGCUGUGGAGUGUUAUUACUUGAAUGGGCACAGUAGCCAACAUGGAGAGCCAGAACAAGACUAUGCAGAAUGCAGAAAAUGAAGAGUAGAAGAGAAAAGAACAAAACAGGAAAACACACACAAAAAAAAAAAAUGGAGAGGAAGGGGAAAAUGGAGGAAUAACAUGAGGAUUUAUUAUAAGAGAAUAAUGAUAUGAAUAGUAUUACAUUCACAGAGCUUUUUAUAAUAGUAUUUCUGCAAAUAUAUAAAGUAUAUAGUGUAUUUACAUAUCAAAUACAAGCACACAAGGCCUAACCCAAGGAAUAAACAAAGAAAUACAACAGAAUGAUAUAUCAACAUUAAUAACAUGAAAUAGACUGAGACAGGAACCUAGCUCCUCAGAGUAGCAAACCACAACCAAUUCUCUCUUAGAGUUGGACUGAUGAUGAGGAGAAUUCACAAGUGUAGAGCCUACUUAGACAUACCUGAAAUUCUUAAUAGAUGUUUAAUUUUUCAGUUUGGUAAGUUUGUUUAUAAUUCUACAUCUAAUCAAAAUUGAAUUUACUUUAGGCAGUGUGACACAGAAAGCAAAAUACAGGCUUUGGAGUUAUACAAGCUUUGGCUCUACAUUCUAGAUCUGUGGUUAUCUGUUUUUGGUUUUGGGUUGGCAUGGUUGAGCCAUAUUAACUUUGUAAUUUUGGAUAAGUUAUUUACUGUAUCUAGGUCAAUUUCCUCAGUAAAAUGAAAUUAAUAGUAAAUACCUCAGUGUUUUUCUAGUCAUUAUAUGAGAUUAUCAAAUCUUUGGGAGGAUAGCUGGCACAUGAUCAGUGUUGUAUAUUGCAUUUUUUUCUGUGAGCUUCCUAGACUGCAAGGUCCUUGAGGGCGAAGACCCUGUGUGUCUUCUGUUAUGUUUCCCUGGUGCCUAAAUCAAUAUCCAGAACAUCAGAAAUGCUCAGUGUUAGUUAACUUCUUUAUCCUUCCGGACAUUCUCAGCAAUCAUUGCCUUUCAUGUUGGAUUCGAUGACUUGGAGUAAUCAGUGCGAGCUGAGCUCCUUCCCUGAAUGAAUCCAACUAACCCCAGUGAUUGCCUUCUGAAAUGACCAGCAGACACACAUCUGUCCAGAGGCUGUCCAGAGUAUAAAUUCUGGUUCUAAAGUACCAUGUCCAGCCAAGGAAGUCCUGGUGUGGAGUUUUCUACGACGACAGUUAGUUCAGUAGCUGUUCAGGCUGGGGACUCCAGAAUCGUGAUAGCUGUCAUAAAGUGUGGCAAGUGGGUACAACUUCAAUUGGCUGAAUCACAGCCCAAUCUUCUAGAAAUUGGUAGCAGUCAAGAUGAGACCAAAAAACUUCUUCAUGAUCAUGAACUUCUUUUGGCCAAGCUCAAGGCUUUGGAAGAUCAGGUAUGGGAACUCUUGCAGGAAGCAGACAAGACAGCUGAAGAGAACAAGGAUCAGAGUCAGGUCUAUGAUGCCAUGGCCAACACCUUGGGUGAAGCAUGGGCAGCCCUUGUCUCCAUGCUUGAAGGAAGAAGGGAGCUCCUCAGGUUGAGCUCUGAAUUUUUUGAAAAUGCGUUGGAGUUUGCUAUUAAAAUAGACCAAGCUGAAGAUUUCCUCCAGAACACCCAGGAGUUUGAGAGUGCUGAGUCCUUAAAAUCACUUCUUCAGCUUCACGAACAUCAUACCAAAGAACUCUUAGAACGAUCUCUAAUCCUUUUAAACAAAAGUCAACAGCUCACUGACUUCAUAGAAAAAUUCAAGUGUGAUGGACCUAAUGUGAAUCCUGAGUUGAUUCAGGGAGCUCAUAACAGCUGUCUGAAGAUUGACAGCCUUCUUGAGCUUCUACAAGAUAGGAGACGGCAACUCGACAAAGACCUGAAGCAACAGCAGCAAGAAUUGGGUCAGGUUCUGCAGUUAUUUCAGUGGGACCAGCAAGAAAAUCAGGUUACUUGUUGGUUUCAGAAAACCAUAAGAGAUUUACAGGAACAAAGUCUAGGUUCAUCACUUUCAGACAAUGAGGAGCUAAUCUGUAAGCAUGAGGAAUUGAUAAUAAAAGCAAAGGAAUGGAAUUCCGCUGUUGAGAAGCUGAAGAGUGAUGCACUUGGGAUUCUGCUGUCUAAGGGCUACGUGGAGAAAGAGCAUCUACAGCUCUCUAACCAGAAACUGCAUCAGCUUCAAGGAGAAUGCGAUCGGCUCAUGGUGGAAAGGAAAACUUGGUUAAAAAAGGCAAAUGUUUUUUUUAACAGCGCUAAUAAGGCAUUCGAUGUACUUGGGAGAGUUGAAGCUUACCUUAAGCUCCUUAAAUCAGAGGGUUUAAGUCUGCCUGUCUUGGCAGCGAGGCAUGAGGAAUUACACAGAGAAAUUAAAGACUGCACAGCUGAUGCUUUGCAAAAGGGACAAGCCUUAAUCAGCCAAGUAGACUCCUGUAGCUCUCGGGUGACUGGAGUCCGCGAGAUGAUGGGAUGCAUUGAGAGGCGAGUGGACCAACUGACCCAACAGUGUUCAGCGCACAAAGAAUUUGCUCUUAAGAAACAGCAAUUAACUGCCUCGGUGGAGGGCCACCUCAAGAAGGUGGAAAUGUCAAUUCAGAAAAUCAGUCCAGUACUUUCCAGUGCAAUGGAUGUCGGUUCCAGCCUUUCUGAAUCAGGGAAGAUUUUGAGUAAAUACUUGGAACUAGAUAUGAAAGCUAAGGAGACAGCACAUGAAUUAGAAGCAGCUGCAAAACUUAUGACAGAGAAAAAUGAAUUUGAACCUGAUGAAGUGGCAUUGCUUUCUUCUAAAGCUAAAUGGCUAGAGGAAGAAUUAAAAAUACUUGGCCAAAGCAUCGGCUCCAGGUCACAAGUCCUGCAAACUUAUGUGGCAUUUCUAAAGUCCUCAGAAGAGGUACAGGAGCAGUGUCAGAGCCUAAAGGAGUUUUACCAAACUGAAAUCCUGCAGAAGGAAGAGGAUGAUGCUGAAGCCAAGCAUCGAUCUGACUCAGCUGAGAAGCAAUGGCAGCUAUUUUUGAAGAGGAGUUUUUUAACUCAAGACCUAGGGCUUGAGUUCCUUAAUUUAAUAAAUAUGGCAAAAAGGGAUGAAAUAUUAAAUGCGAAAAGUGAAGUGCACUUUAUGGAGAACACUAUGGAAAGCCAGAAGGCAGAAAGAGAAGAACUCAGCCACCUUCGGAUGACAUGGCAACUUAAAGCCAUUGCAAGCAAGCCUGUGAAACAGCAGUGGGGAGCAUUCAAAGAACAACUUAGAAAGACUACUUACAACUUACAACUUCUUCAGGAAGCACUUAUGCCUGUGUCUGCUCUUGACCUUGGAGGGAGCCUCCAGACCAUUUUAGGUCUACAGAAAAAAUGGAACGAAAUGAAGCCUCAGCUCCAGCAACUGAAUGAUGAAGUUCAGUACAUUAUAAAAGAAUCAGAAGAGUUAAGUGGCAAAGGAGCCCCUAUGAAAGAGAAGUCUCAACAACUAAAGGGGCUUAUUCAUCUCCAUCAAACACAGAAAGAGAGAAUCCAAGAUUACGAGGAUAUCCUGUACAAGGUGGUCCAAUUCCACCAAGUCAAGGAAAAGCUGGGUCAUCUCAAUAAGUCAAGGGAAAUGGAGCUUUUAGAAGAGCCAAAGGAUCUGGAUGAUGCCCAUGAAGCCCAGGUUCACCUCAGUCGCUCGCAGGAAAAGCAGGCACAUAUUGAUCAUCUCCAUGAACUGGCCCUUUCCCUGGGAGUGGAUGUCAUCUCAUCAGUGCUACGGCCUAACUGCUCUAACAUUUCUGCAAAGAACCUGCAGCAGCAGCUGGACCUCCUUGAGGGGGACCAUGUGAACUGGCGUGCCAAAGCCCAGGAGUAUGAACGGACCCUGACCUGCAGCUUGGAGUACUGCACCUCAAGGGACAAGAUAAACGAGCUCAAAGAGUCAUUCAAAGAUAUCAAAAAGAAAUUCAACAAUUUAAAGUUUAAUUACACUAAGAAAAAUGAAAAAGCUCGGAACCUGAAGGCUCUUAAAUAUCAAAUUCAACAAGUUGAUGUGCAUGCUGAAAAAAUACAGGCUUUGAAAAAGAAAAUGGAAAAAGUUGAGAACAAAACUUCUGAUUCUUUCUUAAAUUAUCCAAAUAAUAAAGUUAAUGUUCUUUUGGAAGCAAUGAAGGAUUUGCAAAAACAUGUGAAUGAGUUUGAGAAAGUUGUGACAGAUUACAAGGUGAAUUUGGACCUAACUGAACACCUCCAGGAGAUGAUAGAAGAGUGUCACUUUUGGUGUGAAGAUGCAAGUGCCACAGUUGUAAGAGUUGGAAAAUAUUCCACAGAGUGCAAGACAAAGGAAGCUGUGGAAAUUCUCCACCAGCAGUUCAAUAAGUAUAUCGGGCCCUCAGUGCCUCAGCAAGAAGAAAGGAUUCAGGAGAUCAGUGACCUAGCUCAGCGCUUAUAUGGUUUUGAAGAAGGGCAGAAAUACGCUGAGAAAAUAGUGGCAAAACACAAAGAGGUUCUUGAAUCUAUCACUGAAUUAUGUGUCUCUCUCACAGAGCUUGAAGAAAAGUUGAAGCAGGGAGACAUUUUAAAGACAAAUGUGAAUUUAGAAGACUUCAUCAACCUGCUAAAAGAACCAGCAAGAAAUAAGCAGACACUAUUCAAUGAAGAAAGGAAUAAGGCACAGGUAGCAGGUGUUUGGGCCAUCAGUGGAACAGGAGAGGGUCAGCGUCCCCCGCACCUGAAGCAGCCGCCCUGUGACAGAGAGGGUGCUGUCCAAGGCCGGCUCCCGCCUGCAGACAUACUUUCAGGAGAAGAAUAUGAAUGUGUCUCACCUGAUGACAUCUCCUUGCCUCCACUCUCGGGAAGCCCCGAUUCCCCCCUUGCCCUGGCUGCCAUGGACGUGGAGCAGCAUGCCAGCCCUGCCCUCAGCCUUCACACGAGCAGCUACAGGAUGCAGACUGGGGCCAGCAGUGCAGGGGAGGCCCAAGAAUCGGGCAUUCCACCACCUGCUGCUUUGGCUGAUGCUUACAGUGAUAACAGAGAAACAUUUUCAAGUCAUUUUGAGAGGCCGUACCCCCAGUCCAAAGCUGAGCUCCCAUUAACCUCCCGAGGAUUUCUGGAAAAAAGUACUGCCUUCUGCAAAAUCAGUGCUAAACAUCCAGAGAGCAUGCCGAGUGAAGUGCAUGAGAGAGCUUCACAGCAGCACCCUCAGGCUCAGGGAAGUUUGCUAGAAACACGGGAGAAAGUGCAUGUUGAUAAUAACAUCACUAAAACCCGAGACAGGCUGCAUGCUUCCCAGGAUGCAUUCUCAGGCCUUGGGCUUCGAUCAGGCCCCAGCCGGGCCUAUCAGAGGCAAACAGUCCCCCAAGAGGAGAUUAAAUGUACAUCAGCAAAGAACACGGUGGUCAGCCUCACUGGCCAGGCUCCUAAUUUCUCCAGGCUCCUGUCUAAUGUAACUGUCAUGGAAGGUUCUCCAGUGACUUUGGAAGUUGAAGUAACAGGAUUUCCAGAGCCUACACUGACAUGGUACAAGAAGGGCCAGAAAUUGUCUGCAGAUGGGCACUUAGAGGUUUUACACAAGGAGACAAGACAUUUGGUGUUCAUUCCGAAGGUAUGUGAGGCAGACGCAGGCCUCUAUGUGGCUCGGGCCCAAAACUCUAGUGGCAUUCUCUCUUCCAAUGUCAUCCUCCACGUGACAGGUAACCACAGGCCGCCAAUCACAAGAAUAAACUGGGUAAUGCUGUGUGUCAUCUACAUUAGUGUGUCCCUAAUGUACUGGAUACUCACACAGUAACUGUGGGGUUGGCGCUCUUGGACGUCAUUCUCACGAGUCUAAAGAACAACCCCAUGGUUGUUUCUUUUCCUGCAUCUCUUACAUUUGCCUGCCUCUCUCCACCAAGUGUACCCACAUUCUAGUCAGGUGUUUGUUUGGCUAAUACCAAACUCAGCAAAAUAAUCACAUUUUCUCUAGUGUUUUAGUAUAUUUGAGGAACUUGGUAAAUUCUUAGCAGUGGAUAAGCAUACAUUUUUGUAUUGUAGAAAGAGAUGUAUUCAAUAUAAAGCUCAGUAAAAUUACACAAUGUUUAUUCCAUCCUCACUUAAGAGCAUGUAUAUCAAGGCUCACAUCAGCAGAGAGGUGUGAGUUAAAUUUCAAAUCCAGUUGUUUGAUAAUUUAUUUUUAAUUGUACUCAUAAACAUCUCUGUAGACUAACAGGAGAAAUACUGAAGUGAAGCUAUAAUUUACCUUAUCACAUCAGCUGUCCUUUUGUUGCAUUUCAUGUCUUGAUCUCAUUUAUCGAAAUACAUUUUAUGUAGUUUCAACCUAGACUACCUUCCUAAGUCUGAGGCGGCCACUGUAUAUAGUCAUUCCUUGUUGAUCUCACGGGUUUCACCAUGGUGAAUAGAUGUGCUGUCAACUUCAGAUGGAAUUUCAAACUUCCAUCAGCUGCACCUGUCAUAGAGCAAAAUGGAGCACAGGCUGCAGAUGGACCAACAUAAUUCCUGUCAUGUCACGGUCACAUUUUGGGCAGCCACAUUCAUACGAUGGCAACCUGUUCCUCCUGCAUCUUCUCUUGAUUCUGCUGCUGACCAUUUUUUGCAGCCUGUGGUAAAGACAUCUCAAUGCCUUAGUUUCCCAUUUGGAAAAUGGGUUCAUCGUCUACCUCUCGGGCGAUUGAGAGUUUUCUUUUCGUGUCUUGUAAAGAUUUAGAAAAUGGAAAGCGUUCUAUGAAGACUGAAGGUAAUUAUAUUGUUUGAUGUGACUUAUUGUCACACUGCCUUCUGCCCACUAUUCUCAUUCAGAUGAUGUUUCUUUAGAAUAUUAAAGGAGUGGUAUUAGUCUGUGAUUUCCAACCUUUCCCACGUGGGAAGGUGAUGUAUAUAUGAAUUGGAACUUAAAUUCCUUUCUGAUUUCUUAAGAUUACAUCUUUUUCAAAGACUUGAAAUUAAACUUAGGAAGAUGCAUUUAGUAUGAUCUAGGGGAAAAAGUAUGUAAUAAGACAACAUAAAGUGAAUUCUGUCCUUUUCUUCUAAUUAUCACUGUAAUAUUGAAGAAUUUUCUAUGCAUUUCUGAAAUAUAUUAUUCAGAAAAGAGGACCUUUUUGGUUCCCUCUAAAAGUAAACAUGAAUGAGAGAAGCAUUUGUUUUUAAAUUUUAAACAUAGUCUUGUCAUGGUAGAGCAAAAUCUUUAGUUGAAAGAAUAAUUUAUAAUAGAUUUCUGAUGAAGGGAAGGAAUUAAUUAUAUUGCUGUAAGACUAUCUACAAUAAUAAAAAUACUUAAAAGUAAUAUAUUCAAAUAAUGUAUAGAAUUUGGGUAAACUGUAGUCUUUUAGGGUUCUGAAAACACUCUAUUACAUUUUGUUGAAUUAAUGAGUCUGGGAAUACCAGGAAAAAAAAGUAAUACAUUCAAGUUAGUAUUAAAAAGCUACUGAAUGUUAUUUGAAGAUAUGAAAUGUGUGGUUGAGUAAAGUUGACAUAUUUUUUUCUGUGCAUCAAUUUACUUAAACAAUUAAAUCUCUUAAUUUUCUUCCAAAUUUUGACAGAAACCGAUUAAAAGCUUAUAUAUACAACGUCCUAGGGAACUCAUAGUCUCUUAAGUCUCCUAUCCAUUUUGUCCACUUUCACAUAUUUUACAUAUCUUGCCUAACUGCUAUUCCCAUGUUGAAGCUAAAUAGUAAAAUCUAGUCAUGUCCAAAGAGGGCAGGCAGGACCAGGUAAGAAAUUCUUGUCUGACCCUCUGUCUCUUUCUUGUUAAUUUAGUAAGAUCUUCUUUCCCAUUUUGUCAUCUUGGUUGAAUUUGUGGCUAGAGGUUGUUAGGGCAUGGGACUUGCUUGUUUGCUUUACAUGUUGCAUGCCAGUUAAAGGCUAAUGGGGAGCAUUAGUGGGCAGCAGGGUGAGAUAUAUAUAUAUCCAUCCAUCCAUGGUGUGUGACUAAAUAAGGUAUAAACCCCAGAUGUAUUUGAUACAUAUAUCAAAUAUAAUAUGUAUUUGACAUAUAUUAAAUAUAUGUAUAUACACAUAUAUGCACACACACAUAGAGCUCAAAUAUUGGGAAAAAGGAUUAUGCUGAUAUUCUAGAUAUAGUUCAGCUAGCUAUCUGUGUAUCAAUCUGUCUGUCCAACCAUUCAUCCAUCUAUCCAUCCAUCCAUCCAUCCAUCCAUCCAUCCAUCCAUCCAUCUGGUCAUCUAUCCAUCCAUACAUCUAUUUGCAUACCUAUCUACCUACAUAUUCUUUUGUGCUAUCAAUUGACUAUCUAGUAAUUCCCAUAGCAGUGAAGAAUAAUUAGCUAUUCAGUUAUUCUUCCAGUUAUAUUUUAAUUUCAAAGACUUAAGUGUGAUUUUCCUUUUUCUAGGAUUUCUGUCUUGAUCAAAAAAGUCUCCUUAUGAAAGUAUGAACUAAAAUUAUUGAUUAAAAAUGAAAAACCUAAGCAA
Molecule: messenger RNA, 11643 nt
Organism: Mirounga angustirostris (Northern elephant seal)
Lineage: Eukaryota; Metazoa; Chordata; Mammalia; Carnivora; Phocidae
Gene: CCDC141
Product: coiled-coil domain containing 141
Exons: 26
Coding region: 4431-9008 (1525 amino acids)
Molecular function (GO): protein binding
Source: RefSeq, a predicted model, not a curated record